AUGCCCGCCUGCAAACGUGGCGCACAAGCGCCUGACUCCACACAACCCGUGGCCAAGCGACCACGUCGGCACAAUCAUACCACAGCUCCUUCGCUCACCGAUACCGUCUACAACGACUUCCUCUCACUCGCCGUCUCAGAUCUCUCACGGGACCACUUCAUCGGGCUUUGCGCCUAUCUCUACACCAUCCUCAGCUGGGGCUACACUAUCUCGGCAGAGCGGCUUGACGCCUUCAUCCUCGCCUGCUCUGCCUAUCGGGUCUUUGUCGAGCAAUUUGACACCGAGGCUACGGGCGACACCGGACGUGGAGUGCCUUCCUACCACGAGUGGUUCUCUGAACAGGGUCUGGAGGCGAUCGAAAACCCUCCACGUACCAUUCUGUCCGAACACCGUCUUCGCAGUGUCGCCAAGGAGAAUCCGUUCGACUUCGUGUAUGCGGAAAUGAGACUAGAAUAUAUCGCAGAAGCCAACACGGGUGUUACGUUGGCCCGGGAAUGGAAUGCCGCAUUGGCCGCCCUGCCCGCCAUGGACUCGACUCAGACAAGGAAGCGGGUGUCGACCAGGGGCUUGCGAGCCGCUUGA
Molecule: messenger RNA, 582 nt
Organism: Fonsecaea erecta
Lineage: Eukaryota; Fungi; Ascomycota; Eurotiomycetes; Chaetothyriales; Herpotrichiellaceae
Exons: 1
Coding region: 1-582 (193 amino acids)
Source: RefSeq, a predicted model, not a curated record